This is a messenger RNA of Rangifer tarandus platyrhynchus (Svalbard reindeer), 7236 nucleotides long. The record is from the annotation of a GenBank genome assembly. NCBI's taxonomy places the organism in Eukaryota, Metazoa, Chordata, Mammalia, Artiodactyla, Cervidae.
AUGGCCGAGAAUGUCGUGGAACCGGGGCCGCCUUCAGCCAAGCGGCCUAAACUCUCAUCUCCGGCCCUCUCGGCGUCCGCCAGCGAUGGCACAGAUUUCGGCUCUCUAUUUGACUUGGAGCACGACUUACCAGAUGAAUUAAUCAACUCUACAGAAUUGGGACUAACCAAUGGUGGUGAUAUUAGUCAGCUUCAGACAAGUCUUGGCAUAGUACAAGAUGCAGCCUCUAAACAUAAACAACUGUCAGAAUUGCUACGGUCUGGUAGUUCCCCUAACCUCAAUAUGGGGGUUGGUGGCCCAGGCCAAGGCAUGGCCAGCCAAGCCCAACAGAACAGUCCUGGAUUAGGUUUGAUAAAUAGCAUGGUCAAAAGCCCAAUGGCCCAGGCAGGCUUGACUUCUCCCAACAUGGGGAUGGGCACUAGUGGACCAAAUCAGGGUCCCACACCGUCUGCAACAGGUAUGAUGAGCAGUCCCGUCAGUCAGCCUGCCAUGGGAAUGAACACAGGGAUGAAUGCUGGCAUGAAUCCUGGAAUGUUGACUGCCGGCAAUGGACAAGGGAUGAUGCCUAAUCAAGUCAUGAACGGUUCAAUUGGAGCAGGCCGGGGGCGACCUAAUAUGCAGUACCCAAACCCAGGCAUGGGAAAUGCUGGCAACUUAAUGACUGAGCCACUGCAGCAAGGCUCUCCCCAAAUGGGAGGACAGACAGGACUGAGAGGCCCCCAGCCUCUUAAGAUGGGAAUGAUGAACAACCCUAAUCCUUACGGUUCACCAUACACUCAGAAUUCCGGACAGCAGAUGGGAGCCGGUGGCCUUGGUCUCCAGAUUCCGACAAAGUCUGUACUACCAAAUAGCUUAUCUCCAUUUGCAAUGGACAAAAAGGCAGUUCCUGGUGGAGGAAUGCCCAAUAUGGGCCAGCAGCAGGCCCCACAGGUCCAGCAGCCAGGCCUGGUGGCUCCGGUGGCCCAAGGGAUGGGUUCUGGAGCACAUACGGCUGAUCCAGAGAAGCGCAAGCUCAUCCAGCAGCAGCUUGUCCUCCUCCUGCAUGCUCACAAGUGCCAACGCCGGGAGCAGGCCAACGGGGAGGUGAGGCAGUGCAACCUUCCCCACUGUCGGACGAUGAAGAACGUCCUCAACCACAUGACACACUGCCAGUCGGGCAAGUCCUGCCAAGUGGCACACUGUGCAUCUUCUCGACAAAUCAUUUCACACUGGAAGAAUUGUACAAGGCAUGAUUGUCCUGUGUGUCUGCCCCUUAAAAAUGCUGGAGAUAAGAGAAAUCAACAGUCAAUUUUGACUGGAACACCAGUUGGACUUGGCAAUACUAGCUCUCUAGGGGUGGGUCAACAGUCCACUCCCAGCCUAAGCACUGUCAGUCAGAUUGAUCCCAGCUCUAUAGAAAGAGCCUAUGCAGCCCUUGGACUGCCCUAUCAAGUAAAUCAGAUGCCGACCCAGCCCCAGGUGCAAGCGAAGAAUCAGCAGAACCAGCAGUCUGGGCAGUCUCCCCAAGGGAUGCGGCCCAUGAGCAACAUGAGUGCUAGUCCUAUGGGAGUAAAUGGAGGUGUAGGGGUUCAAACGUCGAAUAUUCUUUCUGACUCGAUGUUGCAUUCAGCCAUAAAUUCUCAAAACCCAAUGAUGAGUGACAAUGGCAGUGUGGCCUCUCUGGGUCCUAUGCCAACAGCAGCUCAGCCAUCCAGUACUGGAAUUCGGAAGCAAUGGCAUGAGGAUAUUACUCAGGAUCUUCGAAAUCAUCUUGUCCACAAACUUGUUCAAGCCAUAUUUCCCACUCCGGAUCCUGCUGCUUUAAAAGACAGACGGAUGGAAAACCUAGUUGCAUAUGCCCGGAAAGUGGAAGGGGACAUGUAUGAAUCGGCGAACAAUCGAGCGGAAUACUACCACCUGCUAGCUGAGAAGAUCUAUAAGAUCCAGAAGGAACUAGAAGAAAAGCGAAGGACUAGACUGCAGAAACAGAACAUGCUACCAAGUGCUGGAAGCAUGGUGCCAGUUAUGAACACGGGGCCUAACAUGGGGCAGCCACAACCAGGAAUGACUUCUAAUGGCCCUCUCCCUGAUCCAUCUAUGAUCCGUAGCAGUGUGCCAAACCAGAUGAUGCCUCGGGUAACUCCACAACCUGGUUUGAAUCAAUUUGGCCAGAUGAGUAUGCCUCAGCCUCCUAUUGGACCCCGGCAAACCUCUCCUCUUCAGCACCAUGUACAGUUAGCUCAAACUGGAACACUUAAUCCGCCUAUAGGCUACGGGCCUCGCAUGCAGCAGCCUUCCAGCCAGAGCCAGUUUCUUCCUCAGACUCAAUUCUCAACACAGGGAAUGAAUGUAACAAAUAUGCCUUUGGCUCCGUCUGGCGGUCAAGCACCAGUGUCUCAAGCACAAAUGUCCAGUUCUUCCUGUCCUGUGAACUCUCCUAUAAUGCCUCCUGGGUCUCAAGGGAGCCACAUUCACUGUCCCCCUCUCCCUCAACCAGCUCUGCAUCAGAAUUCACCCUCACCCGUACCUAGUCGUACCCCCACCCCUCACCACACUCCCCCUAGCAUAGGGGCUCAGCAGCCACCAGCAACAGCAAUCCCAGCCCCUGUUCCUACGCCUCCAGCCAUGCCACCUGGCCCACAGUCCCAGGUUCUCCAUCCACCUCCAAGACAAACGCCUACGCCACCACCAACGCAACUUCCUCCCCAAGUGCAGCCUUCGCUUCCUGCUGCUCCUUCAGUCGACCAGGCGCAGCAACAGCCUCUGUCCCAGCAAAGCACAGCAGCCUCUGUGCCCACCCCGACGGCACCCCUGCUGCCUCCGCAGCCGGCAACUCCACUUUCCCAGCCAGCUGUAAGCAUCGAAGGGCAGGUAUCAAACCCUCCAUCUACUAGUAGCACGGAAGUGAAUUCUCAGACCAUUCCUGAGAAGCAGCCUUCACAGGAAGUGAAAAUGGAGCCUAAAAUGGAAGUGGAGGCACCAGAACCAGCAGAUACUCAGCCGGAGGAUAUUCCAGAGACUAAAGCAGAAGACUGUAAAGUAGAACCUACAGAAACUGAAGAGAGAGGCACUGAAUUAAAAACUGAAACGAAAGAGGAAGAAGACCAGCCAAGUACUUCAGCGACCCAGUCAUCUCCAGCCCCAGGACAGUCAAAGAAGAAGAUUUUCAAACCUGAAGAGUUACGACAGGCACUGAUGCCAACAUUGGAGGCACUUUACCGACAGGAUCCGGAAUCGCUACCCUUUCGUCAGCCUGUGGACCCUCAGCUUCUAGGAAUCCCUGAUUACUUUGAUAUUGUGAAGAGCCCUAUGGAUCUUUCUACCAUCAAGAGGAAGUUAGACACUGGACAGUAUCAGGAGCCCUGGCAGUAUGUGGAUGACAUUUGGCUCAUGUUCAACAAUGCUUGGUUAUAUAAUCGGAAAACAUCACGGGUGUACAAAUACUGCUCCAAGCUGUCUGAGGUCUUCGAACAAGAAAUUGACCCUGUCAUGCAAAGCCUUGGGUACUGUUGUGGCAGAAAGUUGGAGUUCUCUCCACAGACACUCUGUUGCUAUGGCAAACAGUUAUGCACAAUCCCUCGUGAUGCCACUUACUACAGUUAUCAGAACAGGUAUCAUUUCUGUGAGAAGUGUUUCAAUGAAAUCCAAGGGGAGAGCGUUUCUUUGGGGGAUGACCCUUCCCAACCUCAAACUACAAUAAAUAAAGAACAAUUUUCAAAGAGAAAAAAUGACACUCUGGAUCCUGAACUGUUUGUUGAGUGUACAGAGUGUGGGAGAAAGAUGCAUCAGAUCUGUGUCCUUCAUCAUGAGAUCAUCUGGCCAUCGGGAUUUGUCUGUGAUGGUUGUUUAAAGAAGACUGCACGAACUAGAAAAGAAAAUAAAUUUUCUGCUAAAAGACUGCCAUCUACCAGGCUUGGGACAUUUCUGGAGAAUCGUGUGAAUGAGUUUCUGAGGCGACAAAAUCACCCUGAGUCAGGAGAGGUCACUGUUCGAGUAGUUCAUGCUUCUGACAAAACUGUAGAAGUCAAACCAGGCAUGAAAGCAAGAUUUGUAGAUAGUGGAGAGAUGGCAGAAUCCUUUCCAUAUCGAACCAAAGCCCUCUUUGCCUUCGAAGAGAUCGAUGGUGUUGACUUGUGCUUCUUUGGUAUGCACGUUCAAGAGUAUGGCUCUGACUGCCCUCCACCCAACCAGAGGAGAGUAUACAUAUCAUACCUCGAUAGUGUUCACUUCUUCCGUCCUAAAUGCUUGAGGACUGCAGUCUAUCAUGAAAUCCUAAUUGGAUAUUUGGAAUAUGUCAAGAAAUUAGGAUACACAACAGGGCAUAUUUGGGCGUGUCCACCAAGUGAAGGAGACGACUACAUCUUCCAUUGCCACCCCCCUGACCAGAAGAUACCCAAGCCCAAGCGACUGCAGGAGUGGUACAAAAAGAUGCUUGACAAAGCUGUGUCCGAGCGAAUCGUCCAUGAUUACAAGGAUAUUUUAAAACAAGCUACUGAAGAUCGAUUGACAAGCGCGAAGGAAUUGCCUUACUUUGAGGGUGAUUUCUGGCCCAACGUCCUGGAAGAGAGCAUUAAGGAACUAGAGCAGGAAGAGGAGGAGCGGAAGCGGGAGGAGAACACGAGCAACGAGAGCACAGAUGUGACAAAGGGAGACAGCAAAAAUGCUAAAAAGAAGAACAACAAGAAAACUAGCAAAAACAAGAGCAGCCUGAGUCGGGGCAAUAAGAAGAAGCCAGGCAUGCCUAACGUAUCCAACGACCUCUCACAGAAAUUGUAUGCCACCAUGGAGAAGCACAAAGAGGUCUUCUUUGUGAUCCGUCUCAUCGCUGGCCCUGCUGCCAACUCCCUGCCUCCCAUUGUUGACCCUGACCCCCUCAUCCCCUGUGACCUGAUGGACGGGCGGGAUGCCUUUCUCACCCUUGCAAGAGACAAGCAUCUGGAGUUCUCGUCAUUGCGAAGAGCCCAGUGGUCCACCAUGUGCAUGCUGGUGGAGCUGCACACCCAGAGCCAGGACCGCUUUGUCUACACCUGCAACGAGUGCAAGCACCACGUGGAGACACGCUGGCAUUGCACCGUGUGUGAGGAUUAUGACUUGUGUAUCACCUGCUACAACACUAAAAACCACGACCACAAGAUGGAGAAGCUCGGGCUGGGGCUCGACGAUGAGAGCAACAACCAGCAGGCUGCCGCCACGCAGAGCCCGGGAGACUCCCGCCGCCUGAGCAUCCAGCGCUGCAUCCAGUCGCUGGUGCACGCCUGCCAGUGCCGCAACGCCAACUGCUCGCUGCCGUCCUGCCAGAAGAUGAAGCGGGUGGUGCAGCACACCAAGGGCUGCAAGCGCAAGACCAACGGUGGUUGCCCCAUCUGCAAACAGCUCAUCGCCCUGUGUUGCUACCACGCUAAGCACUGCCAGGAGAACAAGUGCCCCGUGCCCUUCUGCCUCAACAUCAAGCAGAAGCUCCGGCAGCAGCAGCUGCAGCACCGGCUCCAGCAGGCCCAGAUGCUGCGCCGGAGGAUGGCCAGCAUGCAACGGACUGGCGUGGUGGGGCAGCAGCAGGGCCUGCCCUCCCCGACCCCUGCCACCCCGACCACGCCGACAGGCCAGCAGCCCACCACCCCACAGACGCCCCAGCCCCCGCCCCCCUCUCAGCCCCAGCCCACGCCUCCCAACAACAUGCCGCCCUACUUGCCCAGGACUCAAGCUGCUGGCCCGGUGUCCCAGGGCAAGGCAGCAGGCCAGGUGACCCCCCCAACCCCGCCUCAGACUGCUCAGCCCCCGCUUCCGGGACCCCCACCUGCAGCAGUGGAAAUGGCCAUGCAGAUUCAGAGGGCAGCCGAGACGCAACGCCAGAUGGCCCACGUGCAAAUCUUUCAGCGGCCAAUCCAGCACCAGAUGCCGCAGAUGACUCCCAUGGCCCCCAUGGGUAUGAACCCGCCCCCCAUGGCCAGAGGGCCUGGUGGGCAUUUGGAGCCAGGGAUGGGGCCCACUGGCAUGCAGCAGCAACCCCCGUGGGCCCAGGGAGGACUGCCCCAGCCCCAGCAGCUGCAGUCGGGGAUGCCCCGGCCAGCCAUGAUGUCAGUGUCACAGCAUGGGCAGCCCCUGAACAUACCUCCCCAGCCGGGCCUGGGCCAGGUAGGUGUGAGCCCUCUCAAGCCAGGCACUGUGUCUCAACAAGCCUUACAGAACCUCCUGCGGACUCUCAGGUCUCCCAGCUCUCCCCUGCAGCAGCAACAGGUGCUCAGUAUCCUUCAUGCCAACCCCCAGCUGUUGGCCGCGUUCAUCAAGCAGCGGGCGGCCAAGUACGCCAGCUCCAACCCGCAGCCCCUCCCCGGGCAGCCAGGCCUGCAGCCCCCCGCCAUGCCGGCGCAGCAGGGGGUCCACUCCAGCCCCGCCAUGCAGAACUUGAACCCCAUGCAGGCAGGCGUCCCAAGGGCCGGCCUGCCCCAGCAGCCCACACAGCAGCAGCAGCUCCCACCGCCCAUGGGCGGGAUGAGCCCGCAGGCUCAGCAGAUGAACAUGAAUCACAGCACCAUGCCCUCGCAAUUCCGAGACAUCUUGAGGAGACAGCAGAUGAUGCAGCAGCAGCAGCAGGGAGCGGGGCCAGGGAUGGGCCCGGGGCUGGCCAACCACAACCAGUUCCAGCCCCCCCAGGGUGUGGGCUACCCUGCCCCGCAGCAGCAGCCGCCACCGCGAAUGCAGCAUCACAUGCAGCAGAUACCGCAAGGGAACAUGGGACAGAUGGGCCAGCUCCCGCAGGCCCUGGGAGCAGAGGCGGGAGCCAGUCUGCAGGCCUACCAGCAGCGGCUCCUUCAGCAACAGAUGGGCUCCCCGGCCCAGCCCAACCCCAUGAGCCCCCAGCAGCACAUGCUCCCGAGUCAGGCUCAGUCCCCGCACCUCCAAGGCCAGCAGAUCCCGUCUCUCUCCAAUCAAGUGCGAUCUCCCCAGCCUGUCCCUUCUCCGCGGCCACAGUCCCAGCCCCCCCACUCCAGCCCUUCCCCACGGAUGCAGCCUCAGCCUUCUCCACACCACGUCUCCCCACAGACCAGUUCUCCACAUCCUGGACUGGUCGCUGCCCAGGGCAACCCCAUGGAACAAGGGCAUUUUGCCAGCCCGGACCAGAAUUCGAUGCUCUCUCAGCUCACUAGCAAUCCAGGCAUGGCAAACCUCCAUGGUGCGAGCGCCACGGACCUGGGACUCGGCACCGACAACUCAGACUUGAAUUCAAACCUCUCACAGAGUACACUAGACAUACACUAG